AUGGCUUCCCUCGGCGUGACCCCGCCCAUACUGUUGGACCCCCCUACCCCCGAGGACGUCCAAGCCAAUGACCUCCUCAUCAAAGAACUCAAACUGCGAUCCUCGUUUGAGACUGAAACAGCCACAAAGAAACGAGCCGCCGUUCUCACCGAGCUCCAAGCUUUGGCCAACCGGUUCUCCCCCCACGGCUCCAAGUUGUUCACCUUCGGCUCCUACCGCCUCGGCGUCUACUCCCCCGACUCCGACAUCGACGCCUUGCUCGUGUUCCCAAAGAACAUCACCAGGGACCACUUCUUCACCGAGUUCCCAAAAAUUCUAAAGGACAACCUGUUUUCCGAGAUAGUCCCCGUGGUGGACGCCUUUGUCCCCGUCAUCAAGAUGAAGAAAAACGUCUCCAUCGACCUCCUCUUCGCCCGGCUCAGCGUCCCCAAGAUCACCUCCUCCCUCGUGUUGUCCGACGAGGUCCUCAAGACCGCCGACGCCCUGGACAUGCGCGCUCUCAACGGCACCCGCGUCACCGACGAGAUCCUCCAGCUCGUCCCCAAGCCCCAGUCCUUCAAGUACGCCCUCAGACUUAUAAAAAUAUGGGCCAUGGAAAGAGGCAUCUACGGCAACGUCUACGGCUACCCCGGCGGCGUCGCCUGGGCCAUGCUCGUGGCGAGAGUGUGCCAGCUCUACCCCAACGCCGUCGCCGCCACCAUCGUGUCCAAGUUCUUCCAGAUCUUUUCCCAGUGGGCCUGGCCGCAGCCGGUGCUCCUCAAGCCGAUCCUCUCCGGGCCGUUACGAGUGUGGAACCCGUUGCUCUACCCUGGGGAUCGACUUCACAGGAUGCCGGUGAUCACCCCCGCGUACCCCCUGAUGUGCGCGACGCAUAACAUCACCAAAUCCACCAUGGCGGUGAUCCUUGAGGAGUUGGAGCGGGGGAGGUCCCUUGGUUUGCCAGAGUUGCUCGCCCGGCACGACUUCUUCCACCGGUUCCGGUUCUACCUUUGUAUUGCAGUGGCUUCCAAAGGGGAGGAGCUCCACUUCCACGGCUGGUGCGAGUCGAAGAUCAGGUUUCUCGUGGGGAAGCUCGAGGUGGUGCCGGGGGUGCAGCUCGCGCGGCCGUUUCCAAGAUCGUUUGAGCAGAGAGUUGCAACGGCGGAGGCGUUGCAAGAGUGUGGGACCACCACAGGAGAUUCCUUGGAGGCUGGAGAGUACUGUGUCAGUCUCUACUAUAUCGGCCUCGUGUUGUCGGAGAAGGUGCUUGACAUUUCUUCAGGGUGUGCCGACUUCUUUUCCGUGUGCAAGGGCUGGCCGGAGUAUAAGCCGGGGGAGCACUUUGUGUCGAUCAGGACGGUUAAGUUGGCGCAGUUGCUGGCGGCGGUGUACCCGCAGGGGGAGGUGCGGCCGAGGAAGCGGAAGAGGAGGGAGGCGGGGGGGGACAAGAAGCGGGCGAAGAGUGUAGAAACUUAG
This is a messenger RNA of Lodderomyces beijingensis, 1455 nucleotides long. Lineage: Eukaryota; Fungi; Ascomycota; Pichiomycetes; Serinales; Debaryomycetaceae. The record is from the annotation of a GenBank genome assembly.